Pelobates fuscus (common spadefoot toad) is the source of this 3676-nucleotide messenger RNA. It is a transcript of the gene SH2B2, whose product is annotated as SH2B adaptor protein 2. Gene Ontology annotation, molecular function: transmembrane receptor protein tyrosine kinase adaptor activity. The coding region runs from base 175 to 2163 and encodes 662 amino acids. The record is from RefSeq and is a predicted model, not a curated record. NCBI's taxonomy places the organism in Eukaryota, Metazoa, Chordata, Amphibia, Anura, Pelobatidae. The transcript is spliced from 9 exons. Gene Ontology annotation, biological process: intracellular signal transduction; antigen receptor-mediated signaling pathway. Gene Ontology annotation, cellular component: plasma membrane.
AGGGAUUUGGGGAAGGUGCUCGUGGGCUGGUGAUCUUGUUCUCGCUCUCUCGUUCCGGUGAGAUGGGAUAGUGGGACCAUGAAGACUUCAAAGCAGGGGAUUUAAAUCCCUCUCAGCCUGCAGCGCCAGAUAUGAUCCUGAUCACAGAUUUUCUAAAAGUGGAAUGGAAUAACCAUGAAUGGUGAUGCUCCAAAUCAAGAUUCCUCCUCUCAGCUCCCUGACUGGAAGGAGUUUUGUGAGCUUCACGCACAAGCUGCCGCUGUUGACUUUGCACAGAAAUUCUGCCAGUUUUUAAGGGAGAAUCCUCAUUAUAAUACCCCUGGGGCAGAAACCUCAUUUUCUCACCAUUUUGCUGCCAAUUUUUUAGACUUUUUCAGUUUUGAGGUCAGCAGGGUAUAUGUGUCUGACUCACCAACAAAGUAUAACAUUGUGCCCUUUGUAGGUCUUCAGAAUUGUCAGGUGCCUUUAGCCAGAGAUUUUGUGCCCAGGAAAGAAGAAACAUCAUCAGAAUCUUUGGACAGCAUGGAUAAUCCACUCACAAGCAGAUAUUUAAACCGGACACAGGGCCGUGUCCUCAAGGUCUCUUCUUAUGGCCAAUCACGCAGUUCUGAAGAUGUUUCAGUCCAUGGGAACUCCAAGCCAAAAUUCAAGAAAGGGUUCUCUUUGAGAAAUAUGAGCUUGUGUGUAGUAGAUGGGAUGAAAGAAAUGUGGCACAGAAAGUCUUCUCCGGAACCAAGUUUGGAUAAUGGACAGAUAAGAAAGUCAGAGCGUGAACAUUGCACUGUAGGGAACAAAGAACAUGCUGAGCCACGUGAAAAAUGGACUCACAAAUUGCGACUGUCAAAAAUGCAGGCAUCCAAAAUAGAUGUUGUUGACAUUCAGAGAGAGGGAACUCUCAGGUAUAUGGUAGCAGAUGAUACAAACUGUGUUGGAAGCACUCAGUGGCAAAAAUGUCGUUUACUUUUACGGAAAGCAGUAAAAAUGGAGGGAGAACGAUUUCUGCUUGAAUUUUUUGUGCCUCCAAAGUCCUCAAAACCUAAAGUAAGCAUUCCUCUUUCUGCAAUUAUCGAGGUUCGGACUACUAUGCCACUGGAGAUGCCAGACAAAGACAACACAUUUGUUCUAAAGGUAGAAAAUUGUGCUGAAUAUAUUUUAGAAACUAUCGACUCUCUACAGAAACACUCUUGGGUAGCUGAUAUACAGGAUUGUAUAGACCCUGGAGACAGUGGGGACGAUAUAGAACUCUCAUCGUGUGAGCAGGGAGCUUGUCUACCAAACAGAGCUUCGUCAUGUAGCUGCGAGUUUCUGGCUGAGGCAGUAUAUCGUCCUCUUGAGGCAGGAGUACCUGAUCUUACCGCCAUGUCUGCUGUUUCCCUUCCUCCGCCUGCUCUGCCUCCUCAAGUAAGAAGUAGGGAUCAGGCUUCUUCAGAACAGCUUGUGCAUGUUCCACUGGAGAAUUUUCUGCAGACCUUGGAAUCACCAUCUUCUAGCCAUGCACCAGGUGAAGACGUUGAGAAUGAAGUAGACAUUAAUCUGUUUGACUUUCCCUGGUUCCAUGGGACAUUAUCUCGAAUUAAAGCUGCUCAAUUAGUACUUUCUGGUGGACCUCGGAGUCAUGGGCUAUUUGUCAUCCGACAAAGCGAAACCCGUCCUGGAGAAUAUGUUCUGACUUUUAAUUUUCAAGGCAAAGCUAAGCACCUGCGAUUGUCGCUGAAUGAGAACGGCCAGUGCCAUGUGCAGCAUCUCUGGUUCCAGACCAUUUUUGACAUGCUAAAGCACUUUCAUUCUCAUCCGAUCCCUCUGGAAUCCGGUGGUUCUGCUGACAUAACCCUUCGAAGCUAUGUUGUUGCUCAAUAUCCUUCAUCUGAUCCUGGACCAUCCCCAAAUAUGGGAUUCCAACAAAGUUGUAGGACUGAAAACCAACCCCAACACUAUUUUUCAAGUUCUGGAGCAAGUACUUUGCCAUCUGUGUCUCCGGAGAACUCUGCAUCAGCCUCACAUCCGGCAUAUCACAGAGUGGACAGUACUCUAGGAACCCGGAGUCGCAGUAACAGUGCAGAACUUUUACUAGAAUCCCCAAAUGGAAGCACAGAAGAUUACCACGAAAGUGAUGGAUCUCGAAGUCGGACCAGAGCUGUAGAGAAUCAGUAUUCUUUUUACUAAUUCAGACAUAAGAAGUGGAAGUAUUAUUGACCUUGUCUUCAGUUCACGAGCCAUGGCCUACAUUUACAAGUGGUUGUAUGCCCUAAAUAAGUCUCUUGUGAUCCCAGAGGAUACAUUGCCCACUCAUCUGUUUCGGGAGGUGUCUUAUGUCAUAGCACAUUAAAUCAAUAUACUCUUAAUGUACAUUUUGUUCACUUCAGCAGUAGCCAGCGUUUGUCAUUGUUCAAGUUUCUUUUUGUCAUCUUCAAAAACCAGGAUUUUAAAGAUACAUGAACAGUUUAUGAAAGUCAUCUCUCAUUUUACGCAGCUGAUUUAAAUAGUAAAUGGUUUUACCUUCUACCAUAAUUUAAUCCAGCUAAAACGGUUAUACAAAGGGUGAACAAGUACUUGAGUAAUUUUGAGUUUAAGGGGUUUAUUAAUUAAAGUUUUUAUGAGUCACCAAUCCACCUACAGAAUUUAUGUAAAAAUAACUGAUUUGGAAAAAAAUAUCUGGUAAUGUAUUCAGCCAGUCAAAUAUGUUUUACCUAAUUUAGAGUCAAGUGAUGGCAACCCACUGUUUAGUGCAUAAACACCGUAUGGUUCAUGUAGCACAACAACAAUUUGACAAUUGAAGCGGCACUGUCACGUACUGGGGACUUUGCUGAAUUUGCUAGGGGUCUGGUGGCUAGGGGGGGACUGGUAAAGGUGAGAUUUACUUUACUGAACCUGUCCCUUGCAUGCACAGCCAUCUUCCUCAGUCUGCUCCUCUUCAGUGAAAUUUCAACAAAGUCAAAAUGAGUAUUAAAGAUUCAGUGCCGCUUUAAUGUUGUCCAGAACAACUACUGUAAUUCUGUAGGUGAUUUUGCCAAUGGAUUGCUCCCAGUUGUCCCAUAGUAGCCAAUAUUUAAGAUUUUUUGUAAAAGUACAGUAAUGACUGAGCCGCUAACAUAUUACAUCUUACAUCAUAUAGCCCAUUGUAUUGUUUAGGAGUAUUGUAUAUACUUAAUAUACAUAAAGCAACUGCAAAAAGGUCAGUAUAAAACAUACAGUCAUUGGCAUAUUUUUUUUACUAAAUAGUUGUGAGUUAACAACUGACAGAAUCUAGACCAAGAUUAGGGGUUUAAAAACACAACUCGGUUGAGUUAGAAAUUUAUACAACUCAGCUGUUUUUUUUACUUUUUUGUCAAGGUGGUAUGUUCACAUGACUUUUUUCCCUCUUUUAACAAAAAAGCACCUUUAAAAUCGAAUUAUUUCUUGUUAUACAUGUGAAAAUGUUCUAAGAUUUCUGCAAAUACCUUUUUUUUAUACAUAAAAAAACAGAGCAGAAAAAGCUUGUAUGUAGACCAAGUGUAUACAUUUGUUUGUGUUGUAGAUUGAUUAUUAAGUAAUUUAAAACUGCCAAAAACACUCCUGUGAAAUAAAUUGUCCAGAAUUUUUAGUAAUGUAAUCAAUAUUUGUAUGAUUUAUUUUCCAUUAGUGCAUACUUCUGAUUGAUUUACAACCUAAUAAAAUAUACUUAUGUCAGGUCUUUUAA